GAUGGAAACCGGCUUACGCAACCGCCUGUUGGUGAAACGGAGUUAAGAAGGCCUUGUUUUACCUUCCCGUCAUUUUGAAGGGCGAAGAAAGACAUAGAGGUGAAAAUUUACUCCGCCGACAUGAGUCUAAACGAUAUAUUUCGAUCUUUCUUUGGCAUACGACCGCGGGAGGAUAUUUCUGCAAGACCGGACGUCUUACCAUUUGAUGACGAUGAUCAGGAAAAUGAAGGUGGUUUUGGAAAUAUGGAUGAUAUCUUCAGACAUUUUCAAGGAGACAUGAUGCAACAAAUGGAAGAAAUCCAUAGGCAAAUGGAGGAUAUGUUCAACAACUUAGGAGUGACAGAGUUUUCAUCUUUGACCCCAGGGCCAGAGAACAGCCUCAGUCCACCUGAUGGAGGAGACCUAAGGGACAAGAUGUUAAAGGCAAACCCUGACAACCCCAGUAAGGAGGAGUCUGGGCAUACCAGAGAGCCUCUCCAGCCGUUUCCAGGUUCCUCUGUAUUUGAGGGAAUGUUUCGUCUGCCAAACUGGAAUCCUGUGAAAUCACAUGAGAAAAAAGACCAAGAUCUGGAUAACGAAGUGAGUGCGGGAGACUUGUCUAAGCUGUUUGAAACUUUGGGGUCAGAGGUCGUCCCACGUCAGCCUCCCUGUGACAGGCCAAGGGUGAGGUCAGGCUUCCACAGUGUUUCUGUGCAGAAGAUACAUAAGCCUGAUGGGACAAUAGAAGAAAGACGAGUGUCACGGGACUCUGCAGGAAAUGAAGAAACCACAGUGACCCGAUCCCUUGGUGACAAGUCCCACACUAUCAUUACGAGGAAGAACUCGGCUGGAGAGGAGGAAGUGGUUCAAAAUUUCACAAAUCUUGAUGAAGACAAACUUCCCCAGUUUGACAAGUUAUGGGGACCAGAUCAGGGCAGCCUUCCACUGAUUAACCCACCUUCAGACAAACUCUCAGAUUUCUCUCUCUUCAAAAAGUUUUUUGGCUUUGAUAAACCAGACUCCUCCAGGUGAAGAAGCUGUGACAAAAUGCUAUAAUUAAUUUAAAUAUAGGAAAUGGGACAUGAAAAGGAUGGAAGGAGAAAAUCUAUUUAUUUGACUCAAGUGUUAUUCCUAGGAUAAUUAUUUCACUUUGAAUAUCAAGUUAUCAAUAGCUUUAUGGCUGGUUAUUUUUGUGUACAUAUGUUUGCAUGUAUGAUAGAUGUGUGAAGCCAGAUAUAUAUCAUUGAGUAACGGAUACAUUUGUUUGAUGAAAACGUGUUAAGACAAAGUUUAUCAAUUGUAAAUACUUGUAUCUAAGAUUUUUCAUAGGAAGAACUACUGUAAAGGACAUUCAGUGCAAAUAAAACGGUAAUUGUACA
This is a messenger RNA of Liolophura sinensis, 1358 nucleotides long. Its product is annotated as HCLS1-associated protein X-1-like. Gene Ontology annotation, biological process: negative regulation of apoptotic process; regulation of actin filament polymerization. The transcript is spliced from 7 exons. The record is from RefSeq and is a predicted model, not a curated record. Gene Ontology annotation, cellular component: sarcoplasmic reticulum; clathrin-coated vesicle; actin cytoskeleton. The coding region runs from base 121 to 1011 and encodes 296 amino acids. Lineage: Eukaryota; Metazoa; Mollusca; Polyplacophora; Chitonida; Chitonidae.